Molecule: messenger RNA, 1335 nt
Organism: Aureobasidium namibiae CBS 147.97
Lineage: Eukaryota; Fungi; Ascomycota; Dothideomycetes; Dothideales; Saccotheciaceae
Product: alpha/beta-hydrolase
Exons: 3
Coding region: 1-1335 (444 amino acids)
Source: RefSeq, a predicted model, not a curated record
AUGUCGAACUCAGUAUUCAGAAUACGUGAGCACACGCUGCCAUGCUCGUACAUCAGAGAAUAUCCGCUGGCAACGGCAGAUAGUCAAGAAGACACGCUUCAUCUUGCUAUCAAGCAAUACACCCCGCUUGACAACUUGUCACCGCAAAAGGGAGAUGUGACAAUUAUUGCAGCACAUGCCAACGGCUUCCCGAAGGAACUCUACGAACCCAUGUGGGAUGAGAUGUACAAGAAGAUGAAAGCCAGUGGUAUCAAGAUCCGCAGCAUCUGGAUUGCCGAUGUAGCACAUCAAGGCCAGUCGAGCGUGCUCAAUGAGAACAAGUUAGGAAAUGAUCCAUCAUGGAACGACCAUCCUCGAGACCUGUUCUUGAUGAUCAACCACUUCCGUGAUCAGAUGCCACAGCCACUGGUUGGCGUAGGGCAUAGCAUGGGAGGAGCACAUUUGAUAUCUCUGUCGUUGAUGCACCCUCGUCUGCUGAGCACGCUGGUACUGAUUGAUCCUGUGGUUAUUCGGGCCACUCAUCUCGGCGCUUACAAUUUAGGCCGAAUGUCUGCAAAGAGAAGAGACCAAUGGCCGAGUCGUGCAGUAGCACGAAAAGCGUUCGACAAGUCACCCAUGUUCAGAUCCUGGGAUAGACGUGUGCUAGACCGCUGGAUGGAACAUGCUCUACGAGACCUACCAACCAAACUCUACCCGGAAAUCGCAGUAUCGACAACCGUACCAGCGUUAGGCGCAGAUGUGUCUGGCAGUACCAUCUCCCCAGACCGCAAGACCGAAGUACCGGUUACGCUCAAGACGACGAAGCAUCAGGAGGUCAUGACAUUUAUGAGAGGCAACUUUGUUACGCCCUUGAAUCCUGCUCCAGACACCGCACCCAACCCAUUAACGCAUCCGGAUGUUGAUAUCGCCCUGCCACCGGUCACACCAUUCUACCGGGCGGAGAGUUUCCAUAUCUACAAGCUUCUACCGUACUUGCGGCCUUCGGUCUUGUACAUUUUCGGCACAGAGUCUGACCUGUCGACAUCCAAAGCCAAAGCAGACAAGCUGGAGGUCACAGGAGUGGGUGCGGGUGGCAGUGGAGGUGUAGCAAGAGACCGAGUCAAGGAGUUUACGAUGCAAGGAGGAUCACAUCUAAUGCCCAUGGAGCGAGUGGAGGAGACAGCCGAGCAAUGCAGCGGAUGGCUUUUGCAGGAACUGAAGCGAUGGAAAGACGAGUACAUACAAAUUGAGGCUCUCCGGGCAGCGACUCCACGAGAGAAGAGAAGUCAGAUGUCUGAUGGGUUCUUGCAGGCUCUGAGCCAGACUCAGGCAGACCAGGCAAAGUCGAAGCUUUAG